GGCUGUUGGACACUGAAGAGAGAAGGAGUGCCCAAUGCUGACCGCACCUCCCGCCGCCCGCUGGGAUUGGUCUCCUCCCUGGCUUGGCGCACCAGCUCCUGACCAGCAAUGACUUUGCUGAAGGGCCCUACCCUCCUGUCGCCCUGCCCUUUUCCCCCUUGCACUGCCUGUUCUGCUCCCGGCGCUGCCACAGCGGCCACCCGCGGGCCAGCACCAUGAGCGGGGCCAGGCGGCUGGAUUCCUGUGGAGGAGGGCUGCGUGGCCGGCUGGGCAGCUUGGGCUGAGGGAUGGCGUCUCUGGACCUGCCUUAUCGCUGUCCUCGCUGCGGGGAACACAAGCGUUUCCGAAGCCUCUCUUCUCUGCGGGCCCACCUGGAGUACAAUCACACCUACGAGACGCUCUAUGUCCUUUCCAAGACCAACAGCAUCUGUGAUGCCACAGUCUUCCCCCUGGCGUCCGACACCACCACCCUCUUGACCCCAGCCACCCGCCGGGACAUCUUUGAGAGCACCUCGUUCCAGGGCAAAGAACAGCAUUUCACCUGCGACCUCAUCGCCGCCGACGAACUGGAUCCUUCUUCCUCGCCGGUCGCCUCCCGCUACGUCCACGAGAUCGAGAUCCCGCUGACGGAGAUCUUCACCCGGAAGGCCAUGACGUCAGCCUCCACUCCUCCUGCCACGGCGGCCGCGGCCGCAGCCGUGGCCGCCGUGGACGCAGCCUACGAGGAAGGCUUGACCCGCCUCAAGAUUCGGGCUUUUGAGAAGCUGGAGGUGGACAAGCGCCUGGAGAAGCUGACCGAGGAGGUGGAGCAGAAGAUCGCCUCCCAAGUGGGCCGGCUCCAGGUGGAACUGGACCGCAAGACCUCGGAGCUGGAGAAAGCCAAGCAGGAGAGCCUCCGGCUGAGCCGGGAGAAACAGGAGCUGGAGGACCGGGCCGUGGAGCUGUCCCGCCAGGUGGACGUAAGCGUGGAGAUGUUGGCUUCCCUCAAGCAAGACCUGGUGCAGAAGGAACAGGAGCUGACACGCAAGCAACAGGAGGUGAUCCAGAUCGACCAGUUCCUCAAGGAGACGGCGGCCCGCGAAGCCAACGCCAAGGUGCGCCUCCAGCAGUUCAUCGAGGAGCUCCUGGACCGAGCCGACCGAGCUGAGAAGCAGCUCCAGAUCAUCAGCAGCAGUUGCGGGACGACGCCCAACUGCAGCCUCGGAAGGUGUAGCGUCCCGGGAUCCAAGAGCACGGGCCGGCCGAGAGACCGGCAUUCGGUCCCCGGUGCAACACCCCACAGCUCCUACGCCGUUUCGAACCAAAGGUCUUCAUCCAGCACAGGGGCUUCGAGCCGCGCCAAAGCCGUCUCCCAGAGCUCGGGCUGCUAUGACAGUGACAGCCCAGAGCUCUACCACGGGGACGAGAACGCAGAGGUACACCCUUACCAGGGCGGGCAGAGCCGAGGUACCGAAAGCGGCUUCGAAAGGCCCGGGGGAGUCCGCAGCUCAGGGCUUCGCAGGCAAGCCAUCCAGAACUGGCAGCGCCGGCCGUACCGCAACAGCACGGAGGGUGAGGAAGGAGACAUCUCCGACGUCGGCUCCAGGACCACCGAGUCCGAGGCAGAAAUCUGGGAGACGGAGAGCCGGGCUCCCCCGGAGGUUCAACAGCUGAACCUGUCCAGGACGGCCGAGAGCGCCCGGCUGCCAGCCCGUUCCGAUGGAGGGAAGGUUGCCAGACCCGAACGGGGGAGCCCAUCCCGCUCCAAUGAGGUCAUCAGUCCAGAGAUCCUCAAGAUGCGGGCCGCGCUCUUUUGCAUCUUCACGUACCUGGACACCAAGACUCUGCUGAGGGCCGCCGAGGUGUGCAAGGACUGGAAAUUUGUGGCCCGGCACCCUGCCGUGUGGACGCGGGUGCUCCUGGAAAACGCCCGGGUGUCCUCAAAGUUCCUGGUCAUGCUCUCGCAGUGGUGCACCCAAACACACUCCCUCACCCUCCAGAAUCUGAAGCCCCGACAAAGGGGAAAGAAAGAAACCAAGGAAGAUUACAUGAAAAGCACACGGGGUUGCCUAGAAGCUGGGCUGGAGUCCUUAUUGAAAGCUACAGGGAGCAACCUUUUGAUCCUCCGGAUUUCUCACUGCCCCAACAUCUUGACGGAUCGGUCCCUCUGGCUGGCCAGUUGCUACUGCCGAGCGCUGCAAGCGGUCACGUAUCGGAGUGCUACGGAUCCGGUGGGCCACGAGGUGAUAUGGGCGCUAGGAGCCGGCUGCCGGGACAUCAUCUCCUUACAGGUGGCACCGCUACACCCUUGCCAGCAACCCACUCGCUUCAGCAACCGCUGCUUGCAAAUGAUCGGGCGAUGCUGGCCGCAUUUACGAGCCCUGGGGGUUGGCGGCGCAGGCUGCGGCAUGCAGGGACUGGCAUCGCUUGCCCGGAACUGCAUGCGCCUCCAAGUCUUAGAACUGGACCACGUGACAGAGGUCAACCAAGAGGUGGCUGCCGAAGUUUGCCGGGAAGGCUUGAAGGGUUUGGAGAUGUUGGUUCUGACAUCCACUCCCGUCACCCCAAAAGCCUUGUUGCAUUUUAACAGUGUUUGCCGAAACCUGAAGUCCAUCGUGGUCCAGGUCGGGAUUGCCGAUUACUUCAAGGAGCCGAAUAGUUCUGAGGCCAGGAAGAUGUUUGAGGAGAUGGUUAACAAGCUCCAGGCCCUGAAGAAGAGGCCCGGCUUUUCAAAGAUUUUACACGUUAAGGUGGAAGCAGGUUGUUAACCCUUGCGGGUGGGGGAAAAAAAGAACAGAAAAAAAAGACGGAUCACGUCUUACAUCUUCUCGUCCACCUGUUGCUAAAGACACCCUGGAGCCGACGCCAGCGGCCUGCAAGCCUCAGUUCUCUGACCUGGCGCCUUCGAAAGCAACCGGCCAAGGGCAACACAUUUUCAAGCAGGCCUUCGGGAAUGGAAGCGGCGCGCUCCUUUUUUUCCGAACAGGUGGGUCGGGUGUGUCGUUGAAUCGACAGUGCUGUGAAUAUCAACCAAGGAAUCUCUCAAGACUGCCAGAGAGGGCUUCCUGUCUUCUCCAGCCCUCGCUUUCCUCAGAGGCAGCUAUAGAAGCAUCUGCUCACAACACCCAGAUAGCUUUUUAUUUGCCGAGCAGUUCUCCAACUCCGGAGUUCCUUUCCUUUCCUCUGGAAACUCAAUAACUUAUGGGCAGAGGGCAAUUAAUGAGCGAGGCUCUUCAAAACUCCCUCGCGAUUCCCUCGUUUGCUCCAAUUGACUGAUGAUUCCUUUGGUCUUCGAGAAGCGUGUGAAGUUUCAUCUCCACAGGGCUCCUUUGAAUGGUCUUGUUUCAUUCCUUUCUCCGCUGACAUCUAUUUGAGGCGUUUUCUGGGUUUGUGGUGUGUGGUUUGGGUUUUUUUUAAAA
Messenger RNA from Pogona vitticeps (central bearded dragon), 3398 nucleotides. Lineage: Eukaryota; Metazoa; Chordata; Lepidosauria; Squamata; Agamidae. The record is from RefSeq and is a predicted model, not a curated record.